AUGGCCGCCGUGGCGCUGAGGUCCUGUCGCAGAGGACUUUCACAGAUUUUCACUAAUGGAGGCUUGUCAGCUCUGACCACACCGCUCUUGAAAGUCGACAGGAGACACAAGUCCACAGUUCAACAUGCCUCACGACCAGACCUCCCUAAACUGGCCUAUAGAAGAGUGAAGGGAAAGAGCCCAGGUGUAGUUUUUCUUCCUGGGUAUGGCUCUAACAUGAAUGGUCAAAAGGGGGAGGCACUGGAGGAGUUCUGCAGGUCACUAGGUCAUUCGUGUUUAAGGUUUGAUUACACAGGGCAUGGGGCAUCCGAAGGUGUGCUUGCAGAAGGAACAAUUGGCACGUGGAAAAAAGAUGUUCUAUUUGUAUUGGAUGAGUUAGUAGAAGGUCCUCAGAUACUUGUAGGUUCUAGUAUAGGAGGAUGGCUGAUGUUGCUGGCCGCGAUUGCUCGUCCAGAGAAAACUGCUGCUCUUGUGGGUAUCUCCACUGCUGCUGACCAAAUUGUGACUUCAUUUAACUCUCUUCCACUGGAGACACGAAAAGAGUUUGAAGAAAAAGGAGAGUGGAUGGUACCGACAAAACACUCAGAGGAGGGCUUUUAUAAGUUUAACAUGGACUUUCUACGUGAGGCAGAAAAUCACUGUGUUCUCCAGAGCCCCAUCCCCAUCACCUGCCCUGUCCGUCUGAUUCACGGGCUCAAAGAUGAGGAUGUCCCCUGGCACAUCUCCAUGCAGGUGGCCGAGCGGAUCCUCAGUCCUGAUGUAGAUGUUAUUCUAAGGCGACAGGGCCAACAUCGUAUGUCGGAAAAGGAUGACAUCAAGCUAAUGGUCUACACCAUUGAUGAUCUCAUAGACAAGCUAACCACAAUGGUUUAA
Molecule: messenger RNA, 873 nt
Organism: Knipowitschia caucasica
Lineage: Eukaryota; Metazoa; Chordata; Actinopteri; Gobiiformes; Gobiidae
Source: the annotation of a GenBank genome assembly